This is a messenger RNA of Polyodon spathula (Mississippi paddlefish), 3541 nucleotides long. RefSeq names its product E3 ubiquitin-protein ligase MARCHF7-like. The transcript has 11 exons. Gene Ontology annotation, molecular function: zinc ion binding. NCBI's taxonomy places the organism in Eukaryota, Metazoa, Chordata, Actinopteri, Acipenseriformes, Polyodontidae. The coding region runs from base 120 to 2450 and encodes 776 amino acids. The record is from RefSeq and is a predicted model, not a curated record.
GGAUUACAUUUAUCGUAAAAUGUAGAAUUCACUGCAACUGAAAUGAGCAGUUGGGGGAAAAUAAAUAAAUAAAUAAAACGGACUACACACUACGUAUUCUGUGAAACGGGAUUUUCAGGAUGGAUUCAAAACCAAGUCGGAUUCCCCAAAGAUCAUCAUUUGUGAAACCUAGCCCAUUGUCAUCAUCUUCAUCAUCUUUAUCGUCGACCUACUCCCCUCUUCGGUCCAGCGGGCUCUACUCUGGUAGAGGGAGUGUCUUAAGCAAUGACUGUUACACAAGGGGUACCUCUGUGAAAUUGGAUUCAGAUUAUCAGGGCUCGAGAUUCCACAGUACUUCCAGAGACUACAGUAUUCCAGAAAGUCGUCCAAGCUGGAAACUUUCGUCUCCAUCUUCGGCUCUUUCUUCUGGAUCAUGGUCUGACACCUCUGUUGGAACCAGAAGUAAACUGGGUGAAUCUGAAAGACAUCAGGGAUCAUACUAUGGCCUUAUGAGUCCAACCCAAGAUAGUGAAUCCAAAAGACCUAAGCUUUCCUUUACAAGCAGUUCAUCAUAUUCUAGAAGUUCAUCUACUUCUGGGAUUGGCAGCAGCUACUCUAGCCUAAAUGGCAUUUCAGAUUCAUCAUGGAGGUACAGCCCAGGUUCAAGGUCUUCAUAUUCAACCACAGAAUUAAUACGUUCAAGAAGAGAACUGGACAAAAGAGCAGACCCAAGUCUUUCCAGCUUUGGAGAACAUAGCCACAGGAGUAGUGGUUUAUUAUCCUCACCAGCCUCAUCAUAUCUUCGGGACAGAGUGACUUCCUCUUAUGCCCAAGGAGCAAGGCCAAAGGAGAGUACAUUUACAUCUAUGAGGGUAAAUGGUUCAUCAGUGAAUGACCGUUUCCCAUCAGAAUACCAGUCCUCUCUGUUCAGCAGAGAUUCAAGCAGAAGCUUUGCUGGGUCUGCAAGCUCAGUUUCCUUUAGGGAUAUGGACUCGCCACAAAGAAUGACAUCAGAAGCCCGGAACACACGUGCUAGAUCUUGCGCUUUGUAUGUGCCAAAGCCAGAAAGAAAUGCAUCAUCAUCAACACCCCCACCACCUCCUCCUCCACCCCCACAAAGGCAACUCGGUGAAUCUGGGGAUUCGGAAGGCCGAUUGACAACCAGACAAUUAUUGUCCCGUCUAGCUUCCAGUAUGUCUACUACCUUCUUCUCAAGAAGGUCAAGCCAGGACUCCUCCUCUAGUUCGAGCUCCAGGUCUUCUGAAGCACCGUUGGAAGAUUAUGUUCCAAGGGGUGAAAGUUCUUCCCAGAGCAGUGACGGCAGAAACAGUAGUCCUGAUGAUUCAGAAAGAAGAGCUUCUGAUUCCUCUCAGGUGUUUCCAUUUCUUAGACGCAGAAGGCAAGGUUUAUCACCAGUAGUAGAAACCCACAGUUCAGAUUCAGACCCUGAAACUUCAAGAUCAACUGCAUCUGAAAGCAGAAGCUCGAGUUCAUGGUUGUCGUCUUCAUUUAGAAACAGAUGCACACCGCUUUUUUCACGAAGGAGGAGGGAAGGAAGAGAUGAGUCUGCACGAAUGGCUGCCGGAUCUGAUGAAACACAAGGGAGCACUCUUUAUCCAUUGAGAAGGUAUUCUUUUGAAACUGGUGGAGAGCAAGAACGUGAAUCUCAAGGGGCUGCAGCAGCUACUCCACCUCCUGCUGCAUCAAACAUGCCUUUGCAAGGUGUGUCCCAAGCUCAACGAAACCCAAGAAUUUCUGGGAUUGUUCCCAACUCUUUGUUUCGUCUUGCCAUGCCACCUAGCCUUGACAGCACGCUGCCUGAUGAUGCAAUGAUCACUGUAGACAUCAUGGCAGCAGGUAGAUCUGAGCCUGACGGACAGUCUCAAGAAAAUGACAAACCUGCUCCCUCCAGGGAUCCAGAGAAACUGAAGAAAAUCCAAGAGAGCCUCCUUUUAGAGUCUUCUGAUGAAGAGGAGGGAGACUUGUGCCGAAUUUGCCAGAUGGGAGAAGGAUCGCCUUCAAACCCUUUGAUAGAACCUUGCAAGUGCACUGGCAGCUUGCAAUUCGUUCAUCAGGAGUGUAUGAAGAAGUGGUUGCAGUCUAAAAUCAACUCUGGUUCUGACUUGGAUGCUAUAACUACAUGUGAGCUAUGUAAACAGAAGCUUCAUCUUCACAUUGAAAACUUUGAUAUUGAUGAACUAUAUAGAACACGCUCAAAUGAACGGGCAGAGUAUGAGUUUAUCAGCUGUGGCCUCUACCUCGUUGUCUUGCUGCAUUUGUGCGAGCAGCGAUUUUCUGACAUGUUGGGAGCUGCCAGUGAGGCAAGUGCUCAUGCUGGGUUCAUCAACCUUGCAAGAACCCUUCACGCGCACAUGGAUGAGCUUGAAAGCUCUUACGAGGAAUCUGAAGAAGAAGUUGAGAAUGACAGUAGACCAUCGUUUGAUUUUGAGGAGGAGGAAGACGCAUAUUAAGUUUGAGAGCAUUGAUAGGACAGUUUAGCAUUGGACUGUGCUUUACAUUUCUAUCAACUUUGUUAAAAUUGAUCGUUUAUCAUUGUGGUUCUGAAAAUGGUCUGAACCACAAUGAAGAACAAAUAUACAUAAAUGUCAUAAAUAAGAGAAAGAUGUUUUGUUUCAAAGCUAGUUGUAUGGUGGGCUAUAUAAGAAGUUUGAGGUGUUGGGAAUAUUUAAAUGUUAAGUUGUUGUCUAUUUGGGUGCCUCAAAUGUGUGUGCAUUUCAGUUUAAUUUCUUACCAAUGUCAAUUUCCUAAAUGCUCAACUUACUUGGGCUGCGGACACCUGUUUCAUUAAGUACAUCAUUUAUUGACUUGAGUAUUUAAUUUGUUUAUGAAUUCCUUAUUAAAUAGCAAUGUACAGUUAAAUCAGCAAAUUCUGAAUGUUACUUUUUACUUUGUGUUAGAUUACACAUUGUGAAUUUUGAACAAUCUGAGUUUAAAUUGUACAGGUUAGUUUUGCUGCAAUUAGUGUACAUGUUGACCAAUGUAAAUGAGGGAGCUUUUUGUCAACAGAACAAGAUCAUUUUAAUAAGAUUGCAUAAAAAUUGUUUUGUGUUUUUUUUUUUCUCCGUGUUAGACACUUUUGCAGAGGCAUAAGUCUUCAGUAUUAAGUAAUGGUGACUUUUAAGGUUUUGUGAAGAAAAUGCCUUAUUUUGUUUGGGUUUUAUCAAAGAAUAAAAAGGUAUUGUGUUUGGCUUGAGUCUAGAAUUUUUUAAAGCUGUACCUGCCCCCUUGGUCAGGAUUGUUUUCAAAUAUAUUGGCUGUAGUAUGAUGGCUCUUAAUAUCAUGAUUUAAGGAAUCUUCGAUUUUGUUAUAACAAAAUAAUGAAGUGAUAAUGAGCAACCAGGACCAUUCUAGUAAAGUUUUAAGUUUAAGUUUGUUUAGAGAGUCUCUGGAAUUCAUCAGCUAUUUGUCAGUUUACUGCCAGUUCUAUGUUCUGGGCAAAUACUAUAAAUUACUAGUUAACAAUUUAACUAAAUGUUUCCAGAAAAGCAGCUUUAUAAUUAAUUCUGGAUUUAGCUCAAAUUUAAGAUUAAAUGUAAUUAUU